Puma concolor (puma) is the source of this 1120-nucleotide messenger RNA. RefSeq names its product transmembrane protein 129, E3 ubiquitin ligase (gene TMEM129). The record is from RefSeq and is a predicted model, not a curated record. Gene Ontology annotation, biological process: protein ubiquitination. NCBI's taxonomy places the organism in Eukaryota, Metazoa, Chordata, Mammalia, Carnivora, Felidae. Gene Ontology annotation, molecular function: ubiquitin protein ligase activity. Gene Ontology annotation, cellular component: endoplasmic reticulum; membrane.
AUGGACAGCCCGGAGGUCACCUUCACGCUGGCCUACCUGGUGUUCGCCGUGUGCUUCGUGUUCACGCCCACUGAGUUCCACUCAGCCGGGCUCACGGUGCAGAACCUGCUGUCGGGCUGGCUGGGCAGCGAGGACGCCGCCUUUGUAUCCUACCACUUGCGCCGCACGUCCGCCACGCUGCUGUGCCACUCGCUGCUGCCGCUCGGGUACUACGUGGGCAUGUGCUUUGCAGCUUCAGAAAAGCAACUCUACUCCCCCAGCCAGGCCCCGGAGACCUGGCGGCUCUUCCUCCUGCUGGCAGUGACCCUGCCCACCGUUGCCUGCACCCUGAUCUACUACUGGUCCUGGGAUCGGUGGGCCUGCCACCCACUGGCCCGCACCCUGGCCCUCUAUGCCCUCCCGCAGUCAGGCUGGUGGGCCGUCGCCUCCUCCGUCAACACCGAGUUCCGGCGGAUCGACAAGUUUGCCACAGGGGCACCUGGUGCUCGCGUGAUUGUGACGGACACGUGGGUGAUGAAGGUGACCACAUACCGUGUGCACGUGGCUCAGCAGCAGGAUGUGCACCUGACCGUGACAGAAUCGCAGCAGCACGAGCUCUCACCAGACUCCAACCUGCCUGUGCAGCUCCUUACCAUCCACGUGGCCAGCACCAGCCCCGCUGUGCAGGCCUUCGACAUCCGGCUGAACUCCACGGAGUAUGGCGAGCUGUGUGAGAAACUCCGCGCGCCCAUCCGCAGUGCGGCCAACGUGGUCAUCCGUCAGAGCCUGGGCGACCUGUUCCUGGAGACAUUUGCUUCUCUGGUGGAGGUCAAUCCGACCUACUCGGUUCCCAGCAGCCAGGAGCUGGAGGCCUGCAUCGGUUGCAUGCAGACGCGUGCCAGCGUGAAGCUGGUGAAGACCUGCCAGGAGGCGGACGAGGGCGAGUGCCAGCAGUGUUACUGUCGCCCCAUGUGGUGUCUCACCUGCAUGGGCAAGUGGUUCGCCAGCCGCCAGGACCCGCAGCGCCCGGACACGUGGCUCGCUAGCCGCGUGCCCUGCCCCACCUGCCGUGCUCGCUUCUGCAUCCUGGAUGUGUGCGCCGUGCGCUGAGCCGGCCGGCUGGGCGAGGGAGUGGCCUUGG